CAACAAUUGAUUAGUCAGGGAUAGAAACUCAAACUAAACCACUGUCACGAAGAUCACUUGCAGGAUAUUUUCUCACGGUGAAUAAUAGCGUUUCUGCUCUUUUGCUCGUUCUUCCCGAUCCCGAAUUAGUUUAUCACUGAACUGGUUACAACGUACCUCUAGUGUGUGCGUUGAUUAGGGCGAGUAAACUUAAAGCCAAACGACCUACAAUCUAGCCCCUUCAUACCUUUUUGAAAAACUGAAUCUUUGUCGUUUUUCAGGAUGCUCUUGUAUUUGCUGAAGGGAUAAACAUACAUUUGUUUUAGUUUAUCAAACAGGACAGAAGCAUCACAGAUAGACACGAGUGGCUAUAUAAGAGCUUCCAUGAGAACAUGACACUCAGUACGUCUAAAGUAAGAGGCUAAGAUCUUUAUUGUAGACGUGCUGUUAUCAUCGCGAUCCUCGAAGAUAGGACAACGAACUUCUUUCGAUUCGAAUAAUUAUGGAUUGAUCUGUUCGCGUUCUAGAGUUUGAAUCAAAUAAAAAUGUAGAUCUAAACAAUAGGGCAAGGAGUACUUAGUCAAUUACGUGUUGCUAAAGCGACUUACGUUUUAACUCCCCACUAACCCACCCAUAAUGCCUGGAAGGUCGGCGCGCGUCCAAGCCUUGGUCGCUGACCGGCAAACGACAACGCUUGCUUUUACACCUUUUUCAGAACAGUUGCGCGAGGCUUCGAGUACAGUCAAAAGACCGACUCGUUCUAGCCCCUUGCUUAGCGACAAUUCCGUCCGUGUGUCCACACUUGGAGGGUUAGACUCAGACCAAAAAAAGAGCUGUUGCAGAUAGUCUUGGCCUCGGUGCCGACUUUACACUGCGCGAUCAAGUACUACAAAAUUUCUCUUGCGGAAAAGAUACCGAUGCGAGCGUAGCACAACCCCCGCCUACAGCAGUCCCACCCCCCCUUGCUACGGAAGAAGAAGAAUUAGCAGUUCUAGCACCUCCGCCAGAGAUUUUGGACCAAGAUUUGCAUAAUAGAUCCAUGGAAGCAAUGGCUGCUAUUCUGAACAAGGAAGGAGUUGAGAGCAUCGCACCGGAACAGAGUGACGCUGGAGCGAGUAGUUCUAGUAGUAUUCUAAAGCAGACUAGCCCAAAAGGCCAUGGACGCCACUUCUCACGCGGGAUUGUGCAUAAGCCAGGUGACGCUUUUGCUCCAACCGCUAGACGCAUUGGUCCGGGAGAGCUGGUUGACUGGAAGAGCGCACUUAACACUAUCCGAGAGGACGUGGAAAACCAUCCUCAUAGGCUUCCCGAUACAAUCCCGCUGGUGGUGACCCAAAUCAAGUCACCGACAAGAUAUGUUGAUGAUUUAACGAACGAAAUCGCGGAGUUCGACUUACAAUCCCGGCUGUCGGCAACAACAAUUAGAUCCUACAAGUCGGGGUACAAGAAGUAUGUAGAGCUUAUGCUCAUGCUAGGCAGAGAUCCUCAUCCACGAUAUAUCGAGGUCAAAGGAGUUCAACUUUUAGCACAAGCCUUCCAGAAAUGCAAGGACUUUAAGCGAUCCAAAGCCCAGAACAUGGAAUACGUCAAGUGUUUUGCGGAUCUGAUAAAGACCGUUGACGGUCCAGUUCGGAAAUCGUUUUUGCAGAUCGCGAGAAUGUUUUUGCGUUCGGCGCCUAACCAGUUUCAACAGCAAGGGAUUCGACUUAGGCACAUAAUGACCUUAGUCCUUCAUUUUACCAGCGCCCCGUUGGCUACGAUUCAGGUGGGAUCUCAGAGUUUUCAAGCAGUACCCUUUCUACGUUUCGCGAUCUUCUGUUGGUUUUUCAUGAUGAGGCUCGAUGAAACGUCGACUUGCGAGAGGAGAAGAGGCAGCAAUUCAAUUAUUCUGACUGUUGUCUCGGCUAAGAACAACCAAUUCGGCGUCAGCAGACAAGUUGUCGAAUUAGGAUGUGCAUGCGGGCAUUCUCCUUCAUUGGGGAUGGAUUUUAUCCAGAUAUGCCCCAAGUGCUGUUGCCCGGAAAAAGACUUCCUCUUUUUUGCUAACACACCGCCAAGGACCCUUCUCAAGCUGAUGGAAGGACUGCUUCAACUAGCUAACAUUGCUAAUCCUGUAGUGCAGUUAGGCGAAGACGAAUAUAAGAAAUCGAUCAUGUUGCAUUCGCUGCGGAUAGGUGGAGCACGCUCUGCUGCAGACGGCGGUUUAACAGAUUCUGAGAUUCAGCAAGUGGGCCGGUGGCAGUCCAUUGAUAGCAUGUACAGAUACCUGGGAAAUGCUAGAGCCCUGCCAGAUGAUGUUGGCCUACGAUGGCCCCUGAAGAAGCCAAUUUUAUUCGCGCCGAGAGAUUACUCCAUUGGGACAAUGAAGCCUCAUAGCUCUUCCGUAGCGAUUAGAGGCGAGUCGAGCACCUUCUCUUCUUCCAGUAGCCAAUACGGUGCCUCGAGCGAAGCUUGGCGUAGUCGACCUUCAGUGGCCCCCUACUAAUUCUCCCCCUUUAUAAUAAAUAAUUCUGGUCACAAAGGUGCGAAUCAAUCAACACAGGCGGUUUCUCUAAUAUUGUUUACGUUACGUUAGUUUUAUACUAUCUUUUCUCUUGUUUCUAGUUUCGUACUUUAUACACUUCUGCGUUUAUAUACUUUCAAAACAAAAUGGACCAACAACAAGCGGCUAAUGCCGGUAUACUCCCGGCGGCACCCGGGCCCCAGGAAGGUGGUGCACUAGUACCUCCAGCGGCUGCAGGUGUAAUGGGGCAUGGCCCAGGAGCUGCCGAAGCACCAGGAGUUCCUCCGUUGGGAGGUGACUUGGGUGCCUUCCCGCAAGAUGCAGGUCAGCCGCAACCGAUAGCUGCGAUGGCAUUUCCACCAGCAGCUCCUGCUGUAGUAAUGCAGCAGAUGAAUGAUAAUAUUUUACGACAGCAGGCCGUUCAAGAAAACGAAGGUCUGGGCGUCCCGACUGACGCACAAGUCAUGCUGGUCGUAGAGCGGUGUACCCAUCUUCGCCAUAAAUGCACACCGGCACAGUAUCUGUUCGUGCUCAGGCAGCUUCAAGCACGAAACUACGACCGAUUGAUUAAGCCCCCCGCAAAUCUGAACCUUUUCCCCCUGGCGCUAUUGGCUACCUUUCGGUGUACCCAGAUUAUCAACGACGCUGAUGCCAAUGCACUACAAGAAACGAUGAUGAAAGCCGUGGCUGGAUCUUUCGACCCAAAAUCCGACGAGCAAAAAUUGUCUUUGGAAGCGGUGUACGACCUGUUUUACUCGAUACUUAAGGUGAACCUCGCUCAUCCCACACCUGUUGCCGAAGGGCCGAAUUUCCAGCAGCGCCAACUGCAGGCCACCUUAGUAGGAAACGUUUUUCCGGACCUGGUUUCUCAGAUUGCAGUUGAGAAACGACGCGAAAGCGUCGAAGCUGAAGCCUUGAAGAAAAUGAGAACUGAAAUAGACAAACUAGUGCGUGAACAGGUGAACCAGCGAACAAGGGCAUUAGAAGCCGAGAUCAGAUCCUUGAAGUCGAGGAAGCCUUCCCCAUCUCACAAGGAUGACAGACCGGUGAAAAAGAAGAAAAGCGACGAUGAAAAAACUUGUUUGUUGUGGAUGGAAGGAAAGUGCCAAGGCAAGUACUGCCCAAAUAAAAACAAACAUGGAGGAGAUCUUAAAUUGCUGGAAUAUCUCAAUAAAGCAUUCCUGCAAGGAAGGCUAAACUCGGAUCAGCUGAAGAAAUUAGCUUCAAGCUGACAGCCAACAUUCCAAAAAGAUCAGAUACAGAAAGUCUCUUCCUUCAUCCCCCCCCCCCAUGAAAAACCAAGCAUGAAAAAUCUCUAUAGUUACUAAAAGCUAUUCUCUAGUGUGGUCAAGCGAACGUUCAUGCAUGUCAUAUUACACAUCCCCCCGCUCGUUUACUUUGCCUUCCCUUGAAGUAGGAGCGAUACUACCCUUGGAUUGAUACACAAUGCAAUUUUUGCCCAGUUUUUGUGAAACCCCCCCAUCAAAUCCUUCGAAACUGCAACUAGACGGUGACCACGCCUUGUCUGCUUGUAGUUUUAUUAGACUUUCUGCUGUUCCGUGACCGUGCCUCGCACUUGGUCUUUGACCUCUGUAAUAGUUGAGUAGAGUGGUUUCAUCUCGCAUGACCUUGCUCGACUUGACUUUAUUUCAGCUUUUCUCCAAAACCCCUCAACAGGAAAAGACUUCGCAAAAGCUUUCUGUCUUACCUAAACGGUAGCACCUCACCACAAAAUGAGUAUAGUAGAAACUGAUAUAUCUAAUCUUCGUUUCUCGCAAAACAAUAUUUCAAAGUUUUUCAACAAAGGGCCUUACGCCGGUCAAAGUAUCUUUACAGCGUUGAACUCAUUUACCCACCGUAGAGACAUAGACCUUACAAACGACUUAAAGAUUCGAGGCUACUUCAUCGGCGCCACACUGUACACAGCGAACAACAGGACAGUGGCCGCCUUGCGGAGCCUGCAGAAGAAACGCGGGUGGAAAAGUUUGCGGGUCAAAGUCCAUGUGGUUUCAUUCCUAGGCAACGAGUGGCGUCACACAACCACGAACGAGGGAAAGAGCAUCGCAGUCCGAGAAUACUAACGUCCACAAUAAGUGCUAGCGCAACAACUUCUCCCUUCUGAUUCCCUUUCCCCCCCCACCUGAUAGCUUACAUCAAGAUGGACUCAUUUGAUCAAGAAGACGAACCACCACUGUACUACGCCCCAGUCGAUGAGGACGGGGCACCACAGUACGACUACGACAACCCAGAUUCUUUUACUAGGCUGCAGCAAGAAAAGAUCCUUCACGAGCUCAAGCAACAACAAUGGGGCCACUUCCUGAGGCAGUCUCAUCUAGAACUACUACGUCUACAAAGGCGGGCAUACCUAGAAAAGAAAGAACGCGGAGACUUCGAUAAUUUAUGCAACGAAUUGAGAUCGCAGCUGGAUUUAGAUCUGACAGCGGCCAGCAAUGGCGACCUGCCUCCGGCGCUGCAUGGACUAAUAGUCAACAAAGGUUCCACAACCAACAAUGGACAGCCAACAUUGUCACUUCCAAUCGAAAGCCAUCGCUCGGAUGCAGAUGAGAUAAAUGCAAAACGAAGAAGAGCGUCGUCCGAAUUCCAGGAUGGUACCGAAGGAGGGCGCGUAGAUAUUAAUAAAGUAGACUACUCGCUAUUUACCAACCCUUUCUUCAAGAAGCUCAAGCAGCAGGCUGAAAACGCUAGGUCGGUGGUCGCGGGUAGCUCAUCUUCAUCAAAAGCAGUGCCAAAACAUUUCAUCCAGUGCAAAGCCGCGUCCUACCAAGUUUUCACGAAACCCGAGAUUUUGCAAGAUGUAGAAGAAUCCAUAGGGAAACCGACACUAGCUCAGCACCAGUCUCGACCCGUUUCCCCCUCAUCCAUCUCCGAAGUCAGCUCGCAAUUCUUUAUGUCUUCCACCGAAUCAGAGAAAAAACUGGUCCAAGGCGCAGUGAACAGCUGGAAGCCAGUACUCGAGACCGAUGCAGCUCGCGAUUAUGGCGCAGGUCCUACACUGCCAGACUACUUCACACCAACCAUCACAAAAAGCAAAACUUCGCUUCCCGAAGAAAUAAACGCCGAAGCUACGCGACUGGCGUCAUGGCUUAUUGCGGAAGAACAUAGUCUCAGGACGAAAAACGCAGAAUUAUUCAGCAAAAUGCCUCCUCACCUUAAAGUCGUUUACGAUGGCAAGAACUUCGCACUCGCUCACCGGCUACUAGAACUAGCAGUAUCUAUCGCCAGGGGUUGCGACGCCCUGGUCGACAAGAAUGCUGAAUUCAUUCUCUCAUGGAAGCGCAAAAUGAUUAAUGGCAUUUCCAUGGAUAAAGAGGUGGAACCAUGUGGCUUCUGGAGGAUGCUGGACUCGGACGAAGUCGAGGCGAAACGCGCAAUCGCUGAAGAGGCAGCCAGAAGAUCGCGUAUGCCUCCAGACCACAAUCACUGGGCACCAGAGGAGGACAUUGAGGUCUUGUGGAAGCAGUACUUGAAGAUGCACAAGAAAGGUUUCUGGCAGCCCGCUCCAAUCUCGUCCGUGACGGCCGUUGGAGGUGCUGUCCCGUUUCCGGUUCAUCAGCCGACUCCGGAGAACCCUACCAAGAUUCGCACCUGCGUUGACUUAAGAGGCCAGAACAAGCUUCAGGUAGUGAAAGAGCGCAUGCGUCUCUUGGGUUCCCGCGCAUCCAUCGAACUAUCUUGCGCGUUAAUGUCCGAACAUGUGGAAUGGAAAAAACGACAUCUCAUUUUACAGAAUAAGAAAGACGUUAAAGAGGAUGUGACUACGGAGAAGUCAAUCAGGCAGCAACUUCUUCGAGAACACCAGCAACUCUUCGACAAGUCGCAACCUGAAAACAAGAAGAUCUACCGAAACCCAGUCAGCAAGCCUGACCUUAAGUACAGCUUCGUGCCGGCCAUGGCAAAAGCGGACAUGGAAGGUUACUACUUCCAACACGGUACGGAAGAUCCAAGCAAGAACAUAAUGUUCUACCCCGUCCCCCACAGCGUGCCUGAUUCUCACCUCCAACCGGAUUCCAUCCAAGUGUCAUCGAAACCAGACAAUCAAGGACGUUUUCGCAGAUGGCAAGUGACCCCAUCUACGGUGGCUUUGUUUGGGGCACUCUCGAGCGUUCACGAGUGCGUUCAUACAAGCGAGAUUCAUCAGCUGAUUAUAGUAGUUCUACUCCAAGUACUCACCACUGCUUACAUAGACGACUUUCAUCCGCAAUGCAGACCAGAAUGUAUUACGAAACAAAUCGAAUUGGUCAACCUUUACUUAGGGCUCACAGGUUGGUGGCGAAGUCCCGAGAAAGACGAUCGUCACCAUCGCUUCCAGAAAUCGAUCACGGUCCUUGGAUUGGCCUACGAGAUAAACCCGGUUAAUCUGCGUAGUUUCGGGCUGAAGAUAUCAGUUAGCCCAGACAAAAUCAAACGUUGUGUGGAGUUGGGUGAUGCGCUUAUUCGCCAGUUCGCUGAGAAUCGGGUCGAGCUGUCUCUCGUCCUUACCUUUAGAGGGCUGUUCCGCCACUGCGCAUCAUUAGAUCGCCUCAAGAUCUUCAUCGCGAAAGGGGUCGAUUUCCUAGCAGACAACUUCGCGAGAUGCUUAAGCCAAACAGCCGAGAAAAACAGAGCGUUGGCCUCGAUUAAGCUGAUGGUGUGGGCGCUGCACCACAUUAAACCGCUGCACAUAAACCCAACUCGAGUUGACAAACCCGUCGGCCAUGCGUACUCGGACGCUGCCCUUGAGGACGUGCAAGGUCUCAACGAGAAGUUGAAACGUGGGCAGUUCGACAACCUCCAUGAUCACAAGAUGUCAAUUGGCGCUUACAUCAACCUCCCACAGGGCGCACGCUUUUUCCGCUUAAAGCUGAACUCAUUGCCCCGCUUCCUCUCCGGCGAGUACAUGCACAUAGGCAUAUUGGAAGCGUUAGCAGUGAACGUUUCCACAUUCAUUUGGGCACACCUUCUCCGAGACUACUUUCUCAUUCAGCACGUGGAUAACUUAGGCGACGUUUUCGCGCUAUGCGCGAACAGCACUAGAUGCCCACGCACUCAGAAACUCAGUGCGAGCAUCCAUCAGAAAAUCCAAGAUUAUAAUCUCGAUAUUUAUUUUACUUGGAUCUGCUCGGCUAGAAACCUAAGUGAUCCCCUGACCAGAGAAGAGCGAUUUCGAGCCUUUACUGAUUUCUUCUCUUUAGCAACCGAAGAACAAUUACACGCUGAUUUCAUCAUUCAAAACCCACACCUAUGGGGCGUCGCCCGUUAAAUCAAACAUCUCUUUGUAAAAUUUUUUCCUCUUCAUAAUUCUUUAGUUAUAGGACCCCCGAGUCAUAGCGCUGCUAAUGACGAAAACGGAGCCUCCUCCCAAGGAUCUCACUGGCCUCCCCCCAUAGUCAGUGUUGUGCAUCCAAGUAAAAUUUCACUUCUUCAUGGAAAUUGAUAAGUUAAGUGAUCCUGCUUGGUCCCAUACCUUAUCCUAGGCCACAUAAUUCGUGGCUCAUACAUGUGUGGGAUCCCCAGGUAUUGAAGGAUGUUUAAGAUCUUUGAUUGGCUCUUUGUACCAAGGACACUACGGUGGUCCUUUAAGCUCAACUAAAUACAAAUGCGUGAACACGUAGCAGAUCUGUUUGCGGAGUGUUCACCAACAAGCGAGAGACGCGAGAAAGAUCAAUGUUAAUUAUCUUGGCUGGAGAAGGUUUGGGAUAAUUGCGACUUUUCGUUUUCGGCGUGGUCGUGUUGUUCUUCCACGAAAAUUGGGCAGGACACCUGCAGCUGAAAUCCGGUCUUCCAGAUCCGGUUCCGCUGCAGAACAAAACAGGAACAACAGAAGCUAACACAUGCUCGCCUUUGCUUUGGUGCUAAAUAUUGAACUCCGCCAGGGGAGGGACGAGCUCUUAUCGUGGAUCAAACGCGUCGACUUGAACUUCUACAUUCUUCCUUGCACAACACUCCGAUUUUAGCUGUCUCCAGUUCUUUAGCGCGCGGUCUGAAUUGUUGACGUCCGCUUCGAAGCUACGCCUAAAAAUAAACGCUCCCUCCUGUGCCGAAAGGUCGUAGUCGUGUCUUUCAGGGGCCACUCGGAAGAUCGCAGCGUAUACGAGAAACACUACUUCUCCUAGUCUCUGACUCUGAGGAAGCGCGCUACUAGUAGAACAUCUCAUCUGACGUGAACACCGAGGGCGCGUCAAACGGAAACGAGCGGAAACAAGCCUUUAAGGCCAGUACAGCGUGCACGCCGCGGGGCUUUUAACGAAGUGCCCACAGUCUAUCACGAGAAGUUUUGAUAAGUAUUCUCUUCGGCGAUAGAAUUAGAAUAAAAUGGCGGCCGGCUCCGACAUAAAGUAUGUCUCCUUUGUCGGGAUAGGGCACUGCAAAAGCAGGAAUCUGGUUUGUACGUGGAAUUCGCAUAACAUGGGACCAGCGUACGAUGAUGUUAGAGUGGACACAGUAUCAUUAUGUAUGAUAACUUUCAUUUUGAUUGAUUCCUGUCGCGAUUCGACGUGUACAUACUCUCCUUCUUUUCUGUUAAUGAUAAAAGGUUAGUAUAAAAUUGCGCGUAUAGAUAUUAGAUAACCGUGGCGAAUCAUAAUAAAUCAGCGUGCUUACUUAUAUGUUUUGAUUAACUUUCAGGUCAAAAAAGUUGUUGGCGCAGCGACGAAAAGGUUAGAGCCAGGAACCCGUCAGCGAUUAGAGUGGGACGGAACAUCUCUCUAUGUCCUGAAAGACGCUCUCAAAGGCGACUACGUCUAUGUGGUAUAAGUUUUUGCAGAUAAGUUCAACUAGUAGUAGGUACUGAUAAACACGCGCAACGAAUUCCGUCACGAUCUUAUUGAUUUGUCUACUGAAAUGAAACGGCUGUUGCUCCAUUUGCCUAAUCAGCAUGUUGAAUGAUCUGAACGUACCCUGACGCUGCCCUCAUACCUCGCUCACGAUUCUCUAUUAGGUACUUGUAAACGAGGAGGAGGAUCAGGGUCACGAUGACGUUGCAUUUGGUGACGAUCUCGCAUAUAACCUGCUUCUAGACCUGAGAACAUACGUGGAACAGAGACGAUCAACAGAUAUGGAGUCAAACGAUGCGAUGUUUGAAGCGGCGCAGGACGGCGCAUCGGAGUUGUUUCGGGAUAAGAUAAAAAGUCUAGUACAAAAAUACGAUAGGGUGCCAGCACUAGAGGAAGUACUGGGAACUACUUUUUUCUCUGAUUUGGAUUUUAGUCACCAGGGGCCUUCAUUUUCAACACCACUGACUUACAAUUUUGAACAAUCAAUGAGCGUUGUCUCCCAAAAUUUGAACUUCGUUUCCCUUUGUGUGUCAGAGUCAGCCAAGUUUUUUUUCAAUUCUCCAUCAGGAGUCGGCACGAAAGCCAGUAGUAAACCAUGGAGAUAGCGACAGCGAAGACGAUUUGGAUUUCAAGCGGGAAAAAGGCGGAUGUUGCCCGUGCUUCGGCUAGGGAUGAUACCAGUGCGCAUAAAAGUUAGCUGAAUAUGCUUACGAUCAGCCUUUCAGUCAUGGAAAUGAUUUCAUUCUUAACACCUUCUUAGAGCUUUUGAUUAUUUAAUUAUCAUUCAUGAUCAUAUCACGCAAGUUAAGUAGAGCAGCUUCAUCAUACCACGCAGAGUCACACAGCAGAUAGCUUCAUUCAGAUCAUCGUUUCCGUCAUCGAGAAUCCACAUUAAGUACCUAGUAACAGCAACAAACAUGAACAUCAACACGUUUUCGUAUCCCAUACACUUGUCGUUCGCAGAGCCAAUAACAUAAGAACUGAAGCAGUUACUGUUUAUAGACCAGAAGUAGAGGCAUGUUAGAGUGCAAGUGGUAGUACCUAGUAGCAUUCAAUAUAAGUAGCCAAGGACGAAGCAACUUGUUCAAUAAGUAUCUCCUGAUAAAUUGAAUUGUGUACAUCAUAAUGCCUCGAAUAUUCCUCGUCUACUUUGGCCUAUAGUGCAAUGAAUGUUCUGCAAAGAAAGAGUAAAAAGUAAAUUCAUUCUGCAUCUAAAAUUUAGGUUCUAUUUCCAAAUCUAUUUACUAAUUCGUUCCUCGACGCGCGCUCCCCACGAUGUCCUGGAGGAAAAUUAGCAUCAGAAAGAAUAUCUAGUAGCUGAUGCAUGUUGUCCCGAUUUCUCUAGUAUCUGUAUCUUCUCUACACUUGGAUCGAUCUGUAGUACUACCAGAACACCUACGAGGAUUGAAGUAAAACUCGUUCCUGUCUACCUCCUGUUCGUCUGGUUGUAGGAUCAGAUUCAGACAGCUGCGAAAUGAAAAAAGAUGUGCCCCGCUUGCGCGAUCCUUCCCGAUCUCGCAUCACAUUUGAGUCCCAAAAUAAAACUAAUGAUCAGAGACUGAAAACGCAACCCGUUUCGAUCUUGAGCUCGGGAGUCCUGUCCAUGUCAUUUUUUAUACUAUGACCUACGAAGAACUGAUAAGUACCCA
This is a messenger RNA of Amoebophrya sp. A25, 10904 nucleotides long. NCBI's taxonomy places the organism in Eukaryota, Dinophyceae, Syndiniales, Amoebophryaceae. The record is from the annotation of a GenBank genome assembly.